CUCGUCUCCUCCAAAGUUGAGGAUGCAAAACUGGAGAACCGCCUUCGUCAGAGCAAAGCCACGUGCGCCGACAUGCAUAAGAUGCUGCUUGAAGAGCGGAAACUGGCAGCCGAGGCCGAGGCGGAACACGAGAGCCGCCUGGUCCAGAUGGAGCAGGAGCAUCAAGAGAAGGUCCUGUACCUGCUCAGUCAAAUCAAACAUAAAGAAGAAGCAGAGAAGAGGCUGGAGACCCCCAUUUCAGAGCAGGAGCAGCAGCUUCUGGAGCGCCUCCGGUUCCAGGAUGAAGAGCUGGCAAAAAUGAAGGAGGUCUUUGAGAAGAACCAGGAGCUCUCCGAAGAGCUUGAAGCUGCCAGACAGAAACUGAAGAUUCUCCAAGCGGCCAGCUGCCAGAAGAUCCGCACCGCUCCCCUGUCGUUUACCAACACCCCGGAGUCCCCCUUCGAUUAUAUUCCGCCCAAGCCAAAGCCUCGUAGGCACACGACGGCAAAGCUGUCAACGGAUAUGGCUAUGGAAGAUCUGUCGUCCGAAACCGAUACCUCCGGAGGGGAAGCGGAGGAUGCCGAGUGGGUGCCGGCCAAGCUUGCCAGAGGAAUCAAGAAGAACAUUUUGGGG
Messenger RNA from Pogona vitticeps (central bearded dragon), 612 nucleotides. NCBI's taxonomy places the organism in Eukaryota, Metazoa, Chordata, Lepidosauria, Squamata, Agamidae. The record is from RefSeq and is a predicted model, not a curated record.